Molecule: messenger RNA, 12847 nt
Organism: Peromyscus maniculatus bairdii (prairie deer mouse)
Lineage: Eukaryota; Metazoa; Chordata; Mammalia; Rodentia; Cricetidae
Gene: Sytl5
Product: synaptotagmin like 5
Biological process (GO): exocytosis; intracellular protein transport
Cellular component (GO): exocytic vesicle; plasma membrane
Molecular function (GO): neurexin family protein binding; phospholipid binding; small GTPase binding
Source: RefSeq, a predicted model, not a curated record
UGUGUGCUGGGGUGGGCUGUGCCUGCCUGGAUUGUGGCGCCGCCGCCAGGUGGAGCCUGGCACUGAGCCUGCGGGUAGGGGCGGCUGGAGACCGCCUCUCUGCGCGGUCCCUCUACCUGCUGGGGGCGGGGAGGAAGAAAGGCGGGCACCAAGCGAUAGGGUGAGUCACUCCUCUCCCUAGGGUUAGGAGAGGGACUUCUCUCUCUUCCCGGGGUCUGCGCUUUGGCUCCAGGCUCCGGGCUCCAGUUCCGCGACUCCCUCGGCUACUCUCCCGGGCGGCGCGACUCCUGCCUCCCUUCUGAGGCUGCUCCAGUCGCCUUUCUAUAUAGGUGAGGACUAGUGUUUUCUACAUUCUUGGCCCAGAGGAAUUGGUUCCUGUUCUGAAGCUUUUGGAGAGAUCAAGGUUCAGCAUCAUUAGUGAGUCUUAGCUGCUGACUGGGUAUCAUAGCAAAGGCUUUAGAGACUUGUUUUUUCAGUGCAAACAAUGACAUUCGUGGACUGUAAUCUCAGUAGCACAUGCUUUCUCUGUAACCUGAAAGAAUACCCAGUUCUCGUCAGCAAAUCUGUGGAGACCUUAUAAAAAGCCCUUGUAACUGAACAGCUGUGACUCCAGGUUGGCCAGGGGGCUAUCUUAACAAUAGUAAAUAUCCAUUUGCCUUCUGGAAGAUUCAACUGCUGCCACACAGAGCUGCUGCUGAAAUACCAUGUCUAAGAAUUCAGAAUUCAUCAAUCUGUCAUUUUUAUUAGAUCAUGAGAAGGAAAUGAUCCUGGGAGUCCUAAAGAGAGAUGAAUAUUUGAAAAAAGUGGAAGACAAGAGAAUAAGGAAGCUGAAAAAUGAACUUUUAGAAGCAAAGCGUAGAAGUGGGAAGACUCACCAAGAGACCAGCAGAGUCUGUGUUCACUGUCACAAAAACCUUGGCCUCAUCUUUGACCGGGGAGAUCUGUGCCACGCCUGCUCACUCAGGGUGUGCAGUGAGUGUCGAGUCACUGGCCUUGAUGGCAGCUGGAAGUGCACUAUCUGUGCCAAAGUCGCGCAGCUGAAGAUUAUAAGUGGAGAAUGGUUUUUUGAAGAGAAGGCAAAGCGUUUCAAGCAAGUCAAUGUUCUGGGCACUGAUGUUGUUCGACAGUCCAUCUUAAGAAGAAGUCCAGGAUCUGAAGAAAUACAAAGCCAAGAGCAAGCCCACCAAGAUGUAGACAAGUCAGAUACUUCAUCUUCCAUCAGGCAGAAAGCCACUCAUGAUGGACCCAAGAGGAAGGGAUUUCUUCUGAGCAAGUUCAGAUCAGCAACCAGAGGAGAAAUCAGAACUCCAAAACCUGAAAGUGGGAGGAGCUAUAGCUUGGAUUUAGACAGUCAGACUCUUCAGAGUUUCAAGUCAGCCCCUGGUUCAGACAGGAGAAGUAUCGCGUCAUCAGACCUCAUUGACCAGGAGGCAGGACGAGGAACACCCAAAAGCGGCUACAGCAAUGGUGGAAUCCCAGUCACUCAGAGGUCACCAGCUCCAAGUGCUCGUAGUGUGAGCUCCAUCAGCAGUAGAGAACAUGGUUUUGAAAAUUCCAUGGCUUCGGCUGCCAGUGAAAGUGCCUCUGAGGAGCUCAAGAAGAGUCACCGUAGAAACACAUCUAUUACACCCUCCAUAGCAGUGUCUGGUGCCUCCGUUUCCUCAGACCGGAGUCAAUCUGAGUUAGAUUUGAGUGAGUCAUUUACAGAAGACUUAGAGGACACUUCAAGCAUAAGAAGCAGAUCUGUCCCUGGGGCAUUAGACAAAGACUUGAACUCCCUAGAAGAGGCUGGAGAUGGUACUGAUGACUUAGUGUCCUCUGGGUUUUCUGCAAACCCCCACAGUCUGGCAAGUGGUCUGUCAACGAACUCCCAAACAGGAUCUGAUAGGAAGAGGAGCUACCUAAAUGUGCCUGAUGCGGACUCAGACACUACCAGCCUUAACAGCAUGAUGAGUGUUUACAGUGAGACAGGAGACUAUGGCAACGUGAAGGUCACUGGUGAAAUUCUUCUCCACAUCAGCUACUGCUACAAAACUGGUAGCCUCUACAUUGUUGUCAAGAACUGCAGAAACCUGGCCAUAGGAGAUGAAAAGAAACAGAGGACAGAUGCUUAUGUCAAGUCAUACCUUCUUCCAGACAAGUCCCGAAACAAUAAGCGCAAGACCAAAAUCAGGACAGGUACCAAUCCAGAAUUCAACGAAACAUUAAAGUAUACCAUCAGCCACACCCAGCUGGAAACAAGGACUCUGCAGCUCUCAGUCUGGCACUAUGAUCGCUUUGGACGCAACAGUUUCCUUGGAGAGGUGGAGAUUGCUUUCGAUUCAUGGAACUUUGAAAAUCCAUGUGAUGAGUGGUUUGUGCUUCAGCCCAAGGUGGAGUUGGCUCCUGAUAUAGGCCUUCAAUACAAAGGAGAGCUAACGGUUGUUUUACGCUACAUUCCUCCAGAGGAAAACCCUAUAUUCCCAGUAGGACAACCUCAAGGAAAGAAGACCUUUAAAAGGGGAAAGAAGAAGGAGUCACCUGUCAUCUCUGGCGGAAUACUUGAAGUGUUCAUCAAAGACGCGAAGAAUCUGACAGCAGUGAAAUCGGGAGGCACUUCUGACAGCUUUGUGAAAGGCUACCUGCUUCCUGAUGAUAACAAAGCCACCAAGCACAAAACUGCGGUUGUAAAAAAGAGUGUUAAUCCUCAGUGGAAUCACACAUUCAUAUUCAGUGGCCUGUAUCCUCAGGAUAUAAAGAAUGUUUGCCUAGAACUCACCAUCUGGGACAAGGAGGCCUUUUCCAGCAACAUCUUUCUAGGAGGUGUCCGGUUAAAUUCUGGAAGUGGUUUCAGCCAUGGGAAGAGUGUAGACUGGAUGGACUCUCGUGGGGAAGAACAACGCCUUUGGCAAAAGAUGGUUGACAACCCUGGAACAUCUGUAGAGGGAGUUCUCAUGCUGCGUUCCAGCAUGGCGAAAUGUAGGCUCUGAGGGGACCAAUUCUGCAAGAACUACACAUCUCUAGUCGCCUGCUGUUUUCUCUUGGCAAAGGACUGGGACCUUGAAUUCUGUUUCCCUGUCAUUUCUCAUCUAAGGGUAUUAGGACAUGAGAGGAGCUAUGUCAGUUUUGUGAACAUUUAGGAUCUUGCUGAUUGUCUAAAAACCAUAUCCUUCUAUAUGUUCACCUACUCAGGCUUCCUUGAGUAGGCGAUAGGAAGUGUACCACACCAUCCUGCCAACAAGCAAAACUGUGCAGUGGCUCAUAGGCUUUAUAUCAACAGAAAUGACACAAGCUUAUUGGAAAAUAUUGUUGAGAUUAGGGGUCCUCAAUCCUUUCCCAACCAAGUUACUUCAGUUUGAGAAGAGAAGGGAACACCAAGAAGGUAGAUUGCUUGAAGAAUAACAUAGAGAGAUACUGGCCACUUUGCUUAUCCUGGGACUGUCUAUGAUUUAAAGAAGGCAUGCUGGGAAUGGUAUGGGAGAUGGGGUAGAAUCCAUUUGUAGUGGCAAACAUCAGGUUGGAGGUGUUAAUGUUUUAUGAUGUCUUGGUUGGGUUCUGGUAACUGCAGAAUUCGUCCUCUAAUUCAGCCUCCUUUUGAAAGUGAAGAGUGCUAAAUGAUUACACAUGAUUACACAUGCACACACACAUGCACACACACAUGCACGCAUGUACGCACUAAAACAGACACAAACUAGAAUGUGUGUAGAGAAAUUGGAAUAUAAGGUCAUCUUGCUGAUAAACUAGCAAUUAUUGAACUAUGUUACAAAAAUUAUUUUGUCUAAUAUUACAAGCCAUUAUGUAAAAAGAAAUAAGAAAUAAGGGACAAUCAAUUUAUAUCUUCACAAUUUGUUCACUAGGGAGACUAGCUAAGUGAAAAGGGAGCUACUCCAGUGUGUGUCUCUCGUGCUGCUAAGAGUCAGGAACUCCAUGUUCUCUCUUUCAUUUUCUCUUCACUCAAGUUCUUAUCUGCUUAUGCUAUUAUAAUGGCAAGUAACAAACCACAUCAAAAGUCAAUGACUUAAAAUGAAGACCAAUUUUUUCAUGUCUAUGAAGGUUGGCUAGGAAAGCUCUGCUUCCUCCUUAUAGGCCUGAGGAUCUAAAUCAGAUGCUUAUUUCUCAUCCUCAUUAAACCAAAGGAAUAGCAUGAGUGUGGUGAUGGCAGAGGUGUACUUGGAUAAGUCACACUGCUCAAUCACGUAAAUGUGUAUACCUCAUUUGUCAAAAGGAAGCCAUAUUGCUAAGCCCAAAAAUCAAUAAAAAAAGGAAAUACGCCUUGCUCACGGUGAUGCCAGUGACAAGAGUGAGUGUUCAAGAAAUAAUGGUGAAACAGAGGCCAGUGAUUGAAUCCAUUAUAAGUCCUGUCAUUUUGGUGCCUAAGCGACCAAAUGUAGAAGCAAAGUCAUUUAAAUCCGGAAGGGUUGCCAAGCUUGGUUGUUUAUUUUAUGGGUUCCAACCCUGCCAUUGAGAGAACUGAAAUAACUUGUCCAAGGUCAUGCAGAGGCUGUGACUGAAUCUGGACUCAGCUCCUAGGCAACUUUGACAUGACUCUAUGUUAUCAAGGUGGAUAGAUGAUUACAUGUCAGAAAAAAAAAUCAUAGUCUGAUUAUUUAAACAUAAACAUACAUGGUCUAUGCCAGAGGUGGUAGGUUAUACUUGUAAUCCCAGCACUUUGGAAGUGGAGGGAGGAGGAUCAGAAAUUGAAGGUGAGCCUUGGAUACAUAGAGAAUUUUAAGCAGUCCUGGGCUAUGUAGCCAGACCCUAUCUCAAUGGCACCCCAUGCACCAAAAACAUGCAUACUCCAGAUGUUAUGGAAUCAGAUUCAGUUCCUUAUAGCUGAUUUCUUCAUUUUGAUACAUGCAAACCCUUUACAAUCUAAAAAAUGAAUGUUAGUAGUAGGAGAACUAAAACCAUGUUCAGAUUCAUUCUACUUAGUUGCAACAUGUUUUUAGAUACGUUUUGAAAUUUGAAAACUCAUUUAAGAAUGUAUCUAAUAUUCUUCCAUAGUAAGGGAAUACACAAGCCAUUUCCAGCUUUAUUCAAAAAUAGGUCAUCUAUAGAAAACUCAUUCUAUCAUAGCUCAGUAAAUACGAUACUUCUUAAGGAUUCACACACCAUUAUGCAGAAAAGAAAACUAUAUACUUGGUACUAUUUCUCACAUUGGAAAAAAUAAAUCAUCUUCAAACAUGAUUGGAUUCAGUGACAUUUUAGGGGAAUGUGAGAAGGUGGUGAUGGUGAAGCCAGUCUCUGGAGUAGACACAACAAAAUAGGUUUAGUCACUAAGAAAAUGUGGUUAAAUAAUUCUUAAAUUUACAAGUUAAACACAAGAAGGGCAUGAAUCUUUGUGUUCAGAUCAAAUUCAAAGCAGUUCUCUGUACAAUGGUUUCAUGAAAUCCAGCUUCUUACUGGGUAUUUCUUUAACACAAACCCCAGAUACACUAAAUAGAUCAGAAACCACAGGAAAUAUGGGUAAGCCAUCUGUGUUUCAUGCUUCUCCCGCAAUCUUCUCUUUUUAACAGCAAACACUUUGGAAUUCAAAAUUAUAUAUAUAUAUAUAUAUAUAUAUAUGUAUAUCUUACUCAGCCAUCCACUUUCAUGUAUCCUCCCUACAGAAGUAGAUAUGUAUAUGAGAAAUGAGUACCUAUAGGGGCUUGGGUUUCUGAAAGAGAUCAGAACAAUACAAAUCCCACCAACAGAAGUCUGAAAAUCACACACUCCGGAUUUUUUCUGAUUCUAGUUAUGAGUUGCUUCUCCUCUUGUGCCUCUGAUAGUUCUCAGCAUUAACUGUUACCAUUUGGACUCUUUGGUGCUCUCUUUCUCCUCACUUCUAACCUACUUUCAUGGUAACAUAUACUUAUGAUGUAAAAUUUCCAUAUCCAAUGCAGACCUUUCUUCUCAGCCCUAGACAAGAUCCAUCAAACCACUUUAGUUAUUCCUGUCACAGCCAAGUAAACAGAGCUAAGAAAGCAUAGGGAAAAACACGUAGGUCACAAAUACCUGUUUCUUAGGGUGCCUUGCAAGCCCUAGGCGACCAAAUGACCCACUAAGACUUUAAGACAAAAUUUACUUAGCAGUUGCCACUGAUCACCAAUCCAAGCUUGCCAGCUCCCCAAAGACAUUACCAGUCAUAUGAACUUGCUUCCAAAACAAUCUGUGUUAUUUCUUCUCUCUUCAAUAAAAGUAUAAUCUUUUCCUUUAUUCUCUCAAUAUAUUAGAUACUGCCCAGUAUGUGUGUGUGUGUGUGUGUGUAUGUGUGUGUGUGUAGUACAAUUCUAUCUUUCCAUUAACUCUCAAAUAAAACUCCCUUCUUUAAGAUUGAUUUCUAUAACUGUAUUAUAUGAUGACAACCUAGAUCUAACCACCAGUAUGACAUCUCAGGAUAGCUUCUUUGAAAAUAUAUUCAAACUAAAUACUCUGCUAUCAUUCUUGUUCUCAUCUUCUUGCUCUAGCCUGUCCCAUCUCAGUAUUUAGGGGCACCCAUCCUCUAACCCGUGACAGUAGCCAGGCAUCGUGGAAUGAUUUUUAUUUCUUGCUUCUCCUUUGCCCAGAAUCAGUCAGGGAAUCAUGUUGAGUCUACUUCUUAACUUUCCUCAUCCCUGUGAUAGCACUGAAGUCUGAACUAAUGUCACUGCUUUCCAUGAUUCCUUCAGUAGUCUCCCAGCUUUAAUCCUUUUGAAUUGUUUAUUAUUAUUUAUUGUGUGUAUUUAUGAUGUGUGUGCUGCAUACACAUGUGGAGUCCUCUCUUUACCUCUUCACAUAGAUUCUGGGGACUGAACCUGGGUAAUUAGUGUCAUGGUGCAAGUAUGUUACAGCUGCGAUGUCUCUCUGGCUGUAAAUAACUGUUCUUUACAGUUAUUCCAGUCUCCACACUAGAAACAGAAUGAUUCAUCUCAAAAAUAUAUUUUAAAUGCCCAACUAUACAGAAAAGUCAAAAGAACUGUCUAGUGACCACUCUUGAUCUAAUGACCUAAAUUUACCAUCUAGCAUUAGCACAUGACUGUACUUGUCUGUGAUUGUACAGAUGAUAUCUGUCCAUCCCCAGAGUGAUCUAUGCAACUUCCCAUGGGCUUUCAAUUGGCCAGAAAAUCAAGUUUAAAUUACUGUAGAUGGUCCAGCAUAAGAAAGCCGCUGCCGUUUCUCUAGCAUAUCCCAAGCUGUGUCUCCCUUUCUGCUUCCUCCCUUUCUCUUUAACCACCUUGUGUGCUUUCUUGUUCGCAUUAACCCUGUCCCCAUAAGUCAUCCAGGUCUUCAAUGCUAUGAAUGCUACUUCCUCAGGAAAGCCUUCUAGAUCCUGUGCUGAACUAGGUCACAGAAGCCUGCCUUCAUUUCCCGUUCACUGCACCAAUCACAAUUACAUUCAAUUAUUCGUGUAAUGAAACUUUUGGUGCCCAAGUGUGCUGUCUCGCCACUAUGUAAGGUUCAUAAGGGCAGAGGUAUCACAGCUGUAUCCCUAGUGCUUGACUGAGAAUAAGUAAUCAAAACUAUAUGUGAAAUAAGUCAAAAGAAUACAAAAAUAACAUCACAGAGCGUUACAUCAGUAAGCAUUUUUAAAAGCCACCAUUUCAAAGUGAGAGGGGAAGGAGGAGAUAGAGCAAGGGUGGAUAUGGAUUUGCAUGUCUUAACUAGGGAUUUGGGUCAUUGACAGGAUGAAAUGGGGACUACUGAGUCAUGAGCUGAAGACUGACGAAGUAUCACAUGUUUCAACAGUAUCCCUCUGACUGCUGUAUCCAGUACAUGUUGAUUAGACAUCAACUUGCAACACUCAGGCUAUUUUCAACUACAAGUAACAAAAUAACAAACUAAAGGUUACGUCAUCCCUAAGCCUAUAAGGAGGGCUUAGUCUAGUUUGCACAGCUGUGGUUUGCAGGCUAGCUAUCCCCUGGAUUAAGACUAGUGAUUCUUCAUCACUGUAUAGCCACAACGCUGAUGAUUAUUAAGGUAUCUGAAUGAAAACUGAAGAAGGGAGAGAAUGUUGGCAAACUGAAAGCAAUUGACAGAGAGAUAUUACUUAAGUUGGACAAUAGUGUCAAUGCUUUCUAGGAAAUUUGUGGACACUACAGAUAAAAUUUAAGUUUUCAUAUAUGUUAUUCUUUAUUGUUAGUCAAUGCAUUCAAUAAAUUAUUUCAUGCACAUUAAAAAAAAUCACUAUCUCCAACUCCCAACUAAAAAUAGGAGAAAACUGGAGCCCACACAGAUAAAAAAAAAUUCUGAAGGUGCUUGCAAAUUGGUCUUUUAAAAAUACUCUUUCUAGGUUAGUAAUAAUGUAUUAUUUCAAAACAACUAAAGGACAAGUUUUAAUGUUCUCAGGACAAAUGAUAAAUAUUUAAUGUGAUAGAUAUGCCAAACAGAUUGAUUUGAUAAUUAAUAUAUAUAUAUGAAGACACCAUACCAUAUCCUUCUAAAUGUACAUAAUGUUUGUUAAUUGAAACAGAAAUCAACCUUCUGAAAUACUAUAGUAAUAGCCCUAGACAGGUGAUAAGCUUUUCAGGAGAAUAGAAGACAACCUUGCCUGGAAUAUUUCACUCCUUAUUUGGAGUAAUGUAAUGACAAUUACACACUUAAGUAGGUAACGAAUGAAUAGCACUCACCUGAUUCACAGUAAUGGGAGUCAUGCAAUCAUCUGAUAUUCCAAAGUUUAUAUUUGGCUGGAAAGAAGAAAGCCAUGGAAGAAAUAAUGACAAGCCCUACUUGUAGGAAUAAAGUUGUUAGAAAUAUCAAGUCCAAGAAUCCUCUGAAACUGAAGCAUUUUAAGUUGUGAUCAGUGUUGUUUUUUUCCAUACAAUAUGUCUCACAUUGAUCUGAACACUGUCACUAGAAAUUAACAGGACCUUUCCUUCAAUAAUACUGCCAUUUAUGACCUUUGAACUAAGAAAAGAAACAACAUGUACAAAUAUAUACUGGAAAAUCAGGAAUGUUGUGACAUAUUAAGAAUUAGGAAAGAUUAUCUGAAGCAUUAUUCCACUGCAAAAAGAGUUACAAUUUGAGAAAUGCUGUAUUUAAAAGAUAAACUCUGCCUCCUAAACAUCCCAUAACCUUCCCAAAUAGCACCACCAACUGAGUACCAAGUGUUCAAAAUCAUAAGCCUGUGGGGUCAUGUCAGGUUCAAAACAUAGCACAAUGCAACCAGGAUGCAGUGAAAAAACCUUAACCCUGUUCUCAAAGGACCUAAGUUCAAAUCUUGACUACUUACCAAUCAUCAGAAUUCAGUUAAUUAUCCAAAAUAGCCCUUGGUCUGUUUGACUGUCAGAUGGGAAAUAGUCUACCUUAGAAUAACUAAGAUGACAUGGCUCAGGAAAUAGAAGCAUGAUGACAUGAGUUCCAUCUCCAAAACCCAUGGUAGAAAGAAAGCAGUGACUCCCAAGGGUUAUUAUCCUUUGGCCUUCACAUGCAUACUAUGAAACAUACAUGUAUGCAGAUAUGAAUAAAUUUUUGAAAAAUGAAGAUACCUAAUGAAUUAAUGUACAUAAAAUAUGGCUUACAAAAUGUAAACUGCUGUGGAAAAAUGAAUAACUUUAACACUUUGUGAUUUAUAAUCUCUUUAACUCUUUGUAUUAGAUGCUGGGUUGGAUCUUAAGCAUUCUAUAUAUAAUAAAGUGCCCCCCAGUGUACAACAAAUAUUUUAAAAGAUACAUAUUAUGAGACAUACUAUAGUUUAAAUAUUAUAUGUCCCCCAAAAGGCCAUGUGUUAAAGGAUUAACCACUAUUUGGAGGUAAAAGAAAGUUUAGACAGUGGAUCACAUGUGGCAUCUUCAGGUUAUAAGGGGUUAUUAGGAUCCUGGCCCCUUCCCACUCCCAAUCCAAGCCAUAAAGUAAAUAGUUUUAUCAUAAUUUCUUGCCAAGAUUUUCUGGCCCACCACCAGAGAACCAAAAGCAAUGAGGUCAACAAACCAUGGGUUAAAACUUCCAAAUCCUGUCUAUCUCAAAUAGUUAUUACAGUAAAUGGAAUGCUAACAAAUGCAACAAUUUACUUUAGGCCAGAAUUUCAUGUUUCGACUGAUUUGUGAAUGAAUAUUACAGAAUAUAUUUAAUUUGCUGAAGAUAAAAACUAUGGCCCAGUUUUGUUUAUGUGAUAAAAUUGAGAACCUGCUAGCACUCCAACAACCCAACUUUCCUGUCUUUACUACCCCUUCCUCAGAUCUUCUCCCAGAGUAAAAGCCAUCUUUUUCUAUGGCCUUCCUUAUUCUCCAUGACAUAUUGAUGAAACCCACAUUUCUCACAAGAAUAUUUUUCAAGAUAAUGCUUUUAAUCUACAGAAACAAAGUUACCAUUCUGUCAAACACACACCCCACAAAAACACAAACAACAUGUCACUAUGAGUAAGCCAUAAUAUUUCAAAUAUGAUCAGUUGCGCUUUAUUUACUUCACUAGUAUUCAUCACCCUAUUCUGGAGAAGGAUCCUUAGAAAAGUGAAAUUGAGUUUAUAUUUAGUAUAGCCUGUAAGUGCCAAAAUGCUCAUACUUUUAUCAAACAUUUUAACACAAGAAGAAAGUUAUCUGUGUUUUCCCUUUUCUCUAAAUGAGGCUGAAUUGAUGCACACAAUUAAAGCAAAGUUGAAGUCAUUAGAAUCUGGCAGGAGGUCAGAGAGCUAUCUAUGUGUUAUCUGUUGUUAAAUAUACUUAUGCCAAGGGAAUCCGAUUAUACUUGCCACAUAAUUUUAUACUUACCCAGAUUCGAUUUGGAUAUCAGAAAGUUCAAUCGUGUUUGUGAAAAUGCAUAGGAAUUGAUGAAGCACAACCAUAAGACUUCGUUUUCAUUCAUUCUCUUUUAGAAACAAGUAAGAAUGGAAGCCACUCCAUCACAAACAGUCAUGUCAAUCACUCAGAGCUAUUUUAAAAGAGAGAUUAUUGAUUUCCAGCUCACAGAGAGAAAGGGACAUCUAGACUUUUUCUCACUCUUUCUGGUGCUCCUUGGGUUGAUGGAGUACACACAGGUUUAGGAGAUCCUUUCACUGCUUUUUUGCACAUAGGUUUCUGGGAAUAUCACUACUCAAUUUAAACUCUUUCCUGGCACCUCAGGACCCAAGUUAACAUUAUUUACUUGCAAAACAUAUGAAUUAUCAGAGCCAUGUGAAGACGCAAGGUACCCUGGUAGCUUCCUAAAGUCCCAAGAGGCACUGAGCAUCACUGCAAAUAUAAUGAAGUAGGGAAUUGCUCUCAGGAAGAAUAUGGUAUUAACAGGAAAAAAAAACAUAGUAGUUGCUUGAGUGUAUAGGUGAGGUAGAGGUCCUGUCCCUGAAGAGCAAUUCCUGAGUAGUAAAUUGCUUUCUAUGGACAGUUUUAGGACGAUGGGGUUGUUUUGCUGAAUAUGAUAUAUCAGUUUGGGCCAGACAUAAAUUGCUAAGAACAAAGGGGAAAGAGGAACUUGCCUUCCCUGAGGGCUUCCUUUAUAUCUCUUCCAUCAGUAAAGUGUGCCUCAAUAUAAAUGUCAUACAAAUAUUUAAGGAGGUUAUCAAAGCCAUAAAGUGGUGGGGCACAGUUGUAACCCUAUCUACUCAGGAUGGUAAGGCAGGAGGAUAAGUUUGGGGCCAGCCUGGGUAACUUAUGAGGGCCUUGUCUCAAAAAAAAAUUAAGACGUGAGCUGGUGCUCAAUGUUAGAGCCCGUGCCUCACAUGUGUGAGACCCCGGGUUCAGUCAUCAGCAUCAAAAGUACAUUAAAUUAAAUUGAUCUGAGAAAUGCAUCACCUCAUCAGCUCAGGUACUGGCCCAGCUCUGUGACUGCACUGAGUGUCCCAUUCCCAGAGUAAGCAUUGUACUGAUGAGCAGGGUUUAGUGGAUUGCAGAGGAAAGGCACAUUUUCAAUGUCUCAUGAACAUCUAUGAAUCACUGGGCUACAGAGUUAGACCUAGUCUUCAUGAAAAAUAAAUGGGGCAAUUUUCCCAAUUCUGUUAUAGACUGAACCAUACCCAUGUUCAUUCACUUGCCAAUGUACUCACCUAAACUUUUUUUUCUCUGGUAGGAAGUUGACCUAUUCUGCCUGCUUAUAGUUAACAGAUUUUAUUUCUUAGGGAAAAUUUGGGUUUACAGAAAAACUGUGCAGAAGUUACGGAGCGAUUUAAUAUAGUGUCCAUCUCCACAGUUUCUCCUAGUUAUCCCUUUUGUAUCAGUGUGACACAUUUAUUAGAAUUAAUGAGACAAUAUUUGGACUUUUUUUUUUUUGGUUUUUCGAGACAGGGUUUCUCUGUGUAGUCUUGACUGUCCUGGAACUCAUUUUGUAGACCAGGCUGGCCUCGAACUCUCAGAGAUCUGCCUGGCUCUGCCUCCCGAGUGCUGGGAUUAAAGGCAUGUGCCACCACUGCCCGACUUUGGACAUUAUUUUUAACUUAAGGUAAUACUUUAUAAUAAGGUCCAUGCUUUAUAUUUUAGAGUACUGCUUGCCUUGAUAAAUGCAUAAACCAUAAAGAUUCCUUAUAGACUUGUUUCUUUUGCUUAGCAAUAUGCAUUUAAGGUUCUUUCAUGUCUUUUUGUGAUGUGAUACUUAGAUGUUUCCUGUGGUAAGUGCAAUUAACAUGAUACCAAUGCUCUUCACAAAAUUUUAAGUGCAAUGCAUAUAUAUUUAUAUAUAUAUUUAAGUUUGCUUUUAUGUAUAAGCUAUUCAAAGUAUAGAACACUGAGAAAUCAAAUGUUUUAAUCUCAGGAGAUGAUAGGAAAUCUGCAUACAUUUGGCUAUUUUGUAAUUGUUAGCUACAAAGUUCCUAUUUGCUUACCUUAACAUGUUUAGCACAAAAUUAGUAAUAAUAAUAUUUAAAUGUUUAAUAUGUUUAUUUCUAAGCUUCUAAAUGGAGUUUUAUGCUAGACUAAUGAUGUAUGCCAUCUUGGACAUUAGGCAAAUGGUAAUGUAUUGUUCAUUAAAUUCAUUUUCCUAUUAUCGCUAA